This is a messenger RNA of Pungitius pungitius (ninespine stickleback), 1472 nucleotides long. It is a transcript of the gene surf6, whose product is annotated as surfeit 6. Gene Ontology annotation, biological process: ribosomal large subunit biogenesis; ribosomal small subunit biogenesis. Gene Ontology annotation, cellular component: nucleolus. Lineage: Eukaryota; Metazoa; Chordata; Actinopteri; Perciformes; Gasterosteidae. Gene Ontology annotation, molecular function: RNA binding; DNA binding. Bases 52 to 1107 code for a protein of 351 amino acids. The record is from RefSeq and is a predicted model, not a curated record. The transcript has 4 exons.
GUCGGUGAGCUCCUGCGCUGAGGGCCUUUUUUCCGCUGCUCUCGGGUCGACAUGGAUCUCGUCUCCAGGGAUUCAUACUUUCAGAAGUUCGCGAGUAAAGUUUUAUCUCAACCGGACCGCGAGCCGAAGAAGAGACCGUUUGCUCACUUCAAGGGCAAAUCUAGUAUCGGUCCUCCUCCUCCGAAGAAAAAGGGUAAGAAGAAACAUUCCAAAGAAAAUGGCUCCAAUGUGAAGUCCCGGCCCGGGCCGCCCCCCUCAGCCGCGGCACAGAACCGUCCGGCCACAGCCAAGCCCAAUGGGUCCAAAGCUCCCAGCACGAAUGGAUCUGCAACGCAGGCGCCCAAAGAGUCCACCUUUUCCACGCUAGAUAUACUACGCAGGAGACUUCACGAGAAGAUCGAAGAGUCCAGAGGACAGAGCGCUCCAAAGGAUGCGUUAUCAGAGGAAGUCCAGGCAAAGCGAGGAAAGCGAAAGCAGGAGCGCGAGCGCAGGAAGAAGAAGAAGAAAGAGUUUCUGCUGAAGAAAUUGGCAGAAGAAAGCGCCCGACAGCAGCAGGCGGAGAUAAAGCCGGAAGCGAAGCCCGCCCCGGCCGCCAGCAAGAGAAACGAAACCGCCAUCGUGUUCAACAAGGUGGAGACCGUGGAGGAGGGCUACGUAGACAAAAUGCAGAAGAAGAAGAUGAAGAAGCAGAGCACGAAGGGCCAGUUAACGCCGCUGACGGGGAAGAACUACAAGCAGCUGCUCGGCCGCGUCGAGGCCCGCAAGGCCAAGCUGGAGCAGCUGCGGGAGAAGGACGAGGGGAAGGCCCGCGAGAUGGAGGAGAAGAUGAAGUGGACCAACGUGCUCUACAAGGCCGAGGGCCUGAAGAUCAAGGACGACGAGGUCAUGCUGCGCUCCUCGCUGAGGAAGAAGGAGAAGGGCCGCGAGCAGCGGAAGACGCAGUGGAACGCGCGCAGCGAGAACGUCGUGGAGAAGAUGCAGCAUCGCCAGGACAAGCGGCGCAAGAACCUCCAGAAGCAGAAGCACGCCAAGGCGGAGAAGAAGAAGGACCGGGCGAGGAAGAAAGGCAGGGUGCUGCCCGAGGACUUGAAAAAAGCUUCGGCGUGAGGGAGGGACUGUGCGCUGCGUCGCAUUUCACCAAACAGCUCAACCUCCGACAAAGUUUUAUGGUUUGGAGGAAAUAGUCUCUUUUUUUUUAAACAGCAGAAAUAUUGGUUUUCUGGACACGACAAGCGCGGCGGCAUGUAUUGCACCUUCAUUCCUUUAAAGGAGUUUGUGCGUGUGUGUACACGUGUGUAGUGUUCAAUAAAAUGUGCUAUGGUAAAUAUGCUUAUUUGAUUUCAGGUGGAUGAGAAGACUACGCGAAUAUUCUCAGUAUCAAAAAGCCGAUUAACUUAACAGGCUUGAAAUAUGGUCUAAAUGAGGAAAAUGUUUGUCUCGCAGCGGUUUUUAAAAACAUUUGCUGUGAAAUA